AUGUCAUAUCCCACAGUACAGCACACGAUUGAUUCAUGGCUGAGUUCCUCCAAUGAAUUCAACGACCAAGACAAAACCUUAAACAAACAAUUGCCAUCGGCUCUGCUAUCCAAUUUAUCAUCGAUUUUCGUGAGCACAGUAGCUUAUUUCAAUUUGACAAAACAAGAAGCUUUGGAUACAAUUGCCUAUUUCUUGUAUGAAUAUCAGGACAUUGUCCAUUCACAGUUACUGGAUUCCUUUCUGGAUCAUGGUCUAUUGACCUUGAAUCAUGCAUCGCAAUUAAAGAUCAAUUACAACAUUGCAUGUUCAGGCAUUUUUAUACCGCUCACCAAAUGCUAUUCACCGUCAUGUCAACCAAAUGAUAUGUCAUGUUACUCUGCACUGUGUCCAAACAAGCGUAUGUCAAGUCUGUUGCACAUUUACAAUGACUUUCAACAGCAGCAAGAACAGCAGCAACAGGACACACCGCCCAACAAGCGAGACUGGAUUUCGACAAUACCCCAUCACAUUCGAGAUUCUAUUAGUCGAAAAGAGUUGAAGCGACAGGCUGGCAUUGCAGAGCUGCUAUCCACCGAGCAAAACUACUGCCAUGAUUUGGACAUUCUUCACCGUGUGUACGCCAUCCCACUGCUGGAGUCCACCGAGAUCAUUGCGAACCCAUCAAGGAGGCAGCGCUUCUACAAUAACGUGUUUGGGAACUACCUGGACAUCACUCAUCUGCACCACUCAUUUUAUCAACGGCUUGUCUCUCAUAACAGACAUUCUGGCUUCUUUAUAGGCCGUGUGGGGACCAUUAUCAUGCAACAUGUAACAAACUUGAUUGAGCCCUACAUUCAGUAUGCAUCCAAUCAUGUCAGAGCUAUCUAUUGCAUGACUAUUGAGCACAGAAACAACCCUCAAUUUGCAUCUUUUCUGGAGACGCAGAACGCACAAAAAUGCACCAGAAGAUUAGGCCUUCGACACUACCUGACAUCGCCUACGCUAUGGAUCGGCAAGUUAAAGCUACUGAUUGAAGCCAUUCUCAAGAACACUGUGGAUGAUGCUGAUCAAUUAUCACUGAAAGCAACAUUGGCUAUCCUGCAUGAUACGCUGUGUCGUAUGAACAGCUCAACUGCCGCCAACAGCUCUGCAGAAGACUUUCGCUUUGAAGAGCUGUCAAUCUCCAUCUACUAUGGACAGCAGCCGGAACUACAGCUACUUUCGUUGCCUGACGACUGCACGCUGAUCAAGGAAGAAGCGCUGUGGCUGGCUCGUUCGACGCACCCUCUGCAGCCAUCCUUAUGCCACUUGAUGCUAUUCUCCCAUGCAUUGAUUCUUACGCAUCCCAGGGUAUCCAACGGAAGAACAGAAUACAUCGUCAUCCAAGUCAUCCCCAUCCAACUGCUGAUGAUUGACUCUAGUACAUCAUCCAUGAUUCGCCGCAUCUCUUUUGCAUCCACAUCCAUGGUGUCCACGCCACUGCAUCUCAUUAGCAACUUGCGUCGACAAAAGAGCAUCAAUUCAGAAGCUUCCAACAGCACCGACAGUGCUGAUAGCAGCGAUUCGUGGUACAAGAGCAACAACACUACGCUGAGCAGAAGCAACACAACGGGCGGCACAGCGGCUGCUGCUUCGUCAGUCAAACAUGUACAUACAGUCUCGCUCUCUGACCGAAAAAAUAGAGUCCUGCUGCCUUCCCAGAUCAAGACAAAACUAUCCAAACUCAAAAACAACUUUAGAUGGAGCACCAGUUUCUCGGUCCCAGCUUCGCCUACUACCAACACUGGUGAAGUCUUGGUCACUCGCCGCGAUUCUGCACCUGCAUUGCUCCUAUCCAAGCGCAGAGAAGCGCCACUCGAUUCAAUCAAGCAGCAAGAACAGCAGCAGCAGCAGCAACAGCAGCAGCAAAGCAGACACCAACAACAGCAGCAAAGACGGACGCUCAAGAUUAGCCACAUGGCUUACCCAGAAAACUCUUUCAAGCUUGAAUUCCUCUCCAGAUCGGAUAGACUCUUUUGGGAGAACCUAAUACGAAAUACACUGCUUACCAAUGAAAAGAAAAAUGAAGUCUUUAGAAGAAAGAUGAUGUUUAAAUCGCUCUCUGUGGCAAAUGCCAGCCUCAGUGGAAACAGCACAACACAUGCUUCAUCAUCACAUGUAACCAGCAUUGCUAGGAUAAAGUGCGCCUAUGCUUUUGCUUACUUUGAUAAACAUACUGGCUUCCAUAGCAACCUUGUGGCUUUUGGUACACCUUAUGGCCUGUGGAUAGGCCCUCGUGAUGGCACCACACAACCCCAGCUUGUCCUGCCCAAUGUCAAUGUCCAAAAAAUGGCAGUGAUGAACGACAAGAUCAUUGCGCAAGUACACGAUAACAAGCAGCACAUGCUCAUUGCAUACGAUGUCCAGCCUUUGAUUAAGAGUCAGCGUGUCGACUGGUGCAUGAUCAAACGGUCUUCUGUGAUAUGCUUUGCCAUAGGUCAGAUCAGAAGCCAACCUGUCAUUGUAUACCUCACCAAGCGAUUACAAACCACAUGGCUGGUGAUUAUCGUCCAAAAUGAAAAGCCCUGCACAAAAAAUCACUGGUACAAAAAGUACAGAACCGAGUACUUGGUCUCGAUCAAGGAACCCAAUGACAUCCAAAUCAUGUACGAUGCUGUCUUUGUUAGGUCGGAGCGAUACGGCGUAGAGCGAGUCGAUAUCUUCAAGGAUCCCUCUGCUAUUCUGAAUUCAGCAACGCAUUGGGUGUAUCUCGGCAUGAACACAGGCUUGAUUACAUGCAAAGACAGAGGCAUUGUAUGCGAUCAACAGCAUGCUUACUCUGUGUCCUUGUUUGAGAGUGGCGGCGCAUUGGUCAAGAUCAAAUUCGAAUGUCAAAUUCAGCAAGUGGCCGUCGUAUAUCCUUAUUUGAUUGCAUUUUCACCCAAUGUCAUUGAGAUUAGAGACAUAGAAACAACCGAGCUGGUUCAAGCCAUCCAAGGUCAGCGUAUCAAAUUCAUAUCCACAACAAAUGACUAUAGUCAACCACUGUAUUAUACUAUGGCAAAUACAGCAGAUUCCAGAAUAACAUCUAUAUAUCAGUUGCAACUCACGUUGUAA
Molecule: messenger RNA, 3075 nt
Organism: Mucor velutinosus
Lineage: Eukaryota; Fungi; Mucoromycota; Mucoromycetes; Mucorales; Mucoraceae
Exons: 5
Coding region: 1-3075 (1024 amino acids)
Molecular function (GO): guanyl-nucleotide exchange factor activity
Source: RefSeq, a predicted model, not a curated record